GAGUUCUUUAUUUGACGUCUGUUCAAACUUCAAUUUUUUGGCGGAUUUUAUAUAUUUUAGUAUUUUUAAUAUAAUAAUUUUAAGCUAUUAACAACCAAAAAACAGAUUAAUAAGAAUAUUAUAGUAUCGAUAAUGUCGAGCGAAAACUUAAAAUCUAAGGCAGAUAGGUUAUGUGGCUUAUGUAAUGAAACAGUCAGUAAGUAUUGUUGUCCACGCUGUGAAGUGUUCUACUGCUCUCUCGACUGCUACAAGUCUGAGAAGCACUCGCAGUGCUCGGAGAGUUUCUACAGGGAGUGUGUCAACGAAGAGCUGUCAUCACUCCAUGUUGACGAUGUUUCCAAACAGAAAAUGAUUGAUAUACUUAAAAAAAUGCACGAUGAAAACAUCGAGGAUGAUGGUGACAUUUUAGAAGAGUCAGAAAAUAUAGAAGAGAACAUAGAAGAAAUAGAUUCAGAUGAUUGUUCAGAGAAUGACCUGCAUACAAGAAUCAAAGACCUCAAUUUAGACAAUCCUGAUGCUCUAUGGAAUGCAUUGACAGAAGAUGAACGGAAUGAAUUUGAAGCAAUGCUCAGCAAUGGUGACAUGGGCCCUAUUAUACCCCAAUGGGAACCAUGGUGGACACACAGAAAGGAAAAGAAACUUCUAGAAGAAGUUAAUGAGGCAAAUGUAGACAGUAAUAAAUUGACUGAAUGUCCUGAUAUUAAAUCUGUGCCAAUGUUUAGUUCUCUCACUAGCAACAAACCAUCAGAAGCCAUUAGAUACAACAUGGCUAACGUAUUAGCGUCAUAUGCUUUCGCAGCAAGAUAUUUCAAUGGUGAGGUAGAAGCAUUGGAAGCUGCAUCACAUUUACUUGAUAUUUCCGCUAAUUUGAACUCUAACGCCAAUUUUGAAGAUGCUGAUAUUGCUGUUGAGUCUGUUGUACAAAGAUGUCUUCAAAGCGAAUACAUACACACAGAUAAAGCCAGUUUAGAUGUCAUGAAGAACGACGUGUAUCUAAUACUGCAGGGACCUUCAGAUGAUAAUAAACUACACUACAGCAAAUCAGCCUUAUCACACCUCAUUCAAAUAUUUACUGAAGCGAAAGCCAAGUAUAAAUUAAAAAACAAAAUAGACAAACAUAAUGGGGAAUUUUAUAAGAAAUUCCCUGAACAUGGCAACACUCAUUUGCCGGAAUUAGAUGUGAGCAAAGUGAAGAAAAUUGUAAAAAAAUUGGAAUAUUAUUUAUCUUUUUUAAACAGCUGUGAUAAUAAAAGUAAUUAAGCUUUAAA
This is a messenger RNA of Bicyclus anynana (squinting bush brown), 1268 nucleotides long. RefSeq names its product zinc finger HIT domain-containing protein 2. Bases 133 to 1260 code for a protein of 375 amino acids. Lineage: Eukaryota; Metazoa; Arthropoda; Insecta; Lepidoptera; Nymphalidae. The record is from RefSeq and is a predicted model, not a curated record. The transcript has 5 exons.